Messenger RNA from Pseudomassariella vexata, 3168 nucleotides. RefSeq names its product ANTH domain-containing protein. Gene Ontology annotation, cellular component: clathrin-coated vesicle; actin cortical patch. Gene Ontology annotation, molecular function: phosphatidylinositol-3,4-bisphosphate binding; clathrin-cargo adaptor activity; clathrin light chain binding. NCBI's taxonomy places the organism in Eukaryota, Fungi, Ascomycota, Sordariomycetes, Amphisphaeriales, Pseudomassariaceae. Gene Ontology annotation, biological process: clathrin coat assembly; actin filament organization; endocytosis. The transcript is spliced from 3 exons. The record is from RefSeq and is a predicted model, not a curated record. Bases 1 to 3168 code for a protein of 1055 amino acids.
AUGGCAGCUGGAGCAAGUUCUUACCGUGGUAAUCUUGUCAGAUCCGAAGCCGAGUUGUCCAUCAAUAUCCGAAAGGCCACCAACACCGACGAAACGGCGCCGAAGCGAAAACAUGUGCGAAGCUGCAUCGUCUACACAUGGGACCACAAGUCGUCCCAGUCCUUCUGGGCUGGCAUGAAAGUGUACGUGCAACCCAUUCUUGCCGACGAGGUCCAGACGUUCAAGGCCCUAAUCACCAUCCACAAGGUGCUGCAGGAGGGCCAUCCCGCUACGCUUCGAGAGGCCAUGGCAAACCGUGGUUGGAUCGACAGUUUGAACCGAGGUCUCGCAGGCGAGGGCGUCCGAGGAUACGGCCCCCUGAUCAGAGAAUAUGUCUACUUUCUGCUGGCGAAGCUGUCUUUCCACCAACAGCACCCAGAGUUCAACGGCACUUUCGAGUAUGAGGAGUACGUGAGCUUGAAAGUCAUCAAUGAUCCUAAUGAGGGUUACGAGGCAAUCACAGACCUCAUGGCGUUGCAAGACAAGAUCGAGCAAUUCCAAAAGCUCAUCUUCUCGCAUUUCCGAAACGUGGGCAAUAACGAGUGCAGAAUCUCGGCGUUGGUGCCGUUGGUCCAGGAGAGCUAUGGUAUUUACAAGUUCAUCACGAGCAUGCUGCGCGCCAUGCAUUCUACAACCGGCGAUACCGAGGCAUUGGAGCCAUUGCGACAGCGUUUUGAUGCCCAGCACUACCGACUCGUCAAGUUCUACUACGAAUGCUCUAAUCUGCGAUACCUCACGAGUCUCAUCACCAUCCCGAAGCUGCCUCAAGAUCCGCCCAAUUUGCUUGCCGAAGACGAAGAUGCUCCAUCCCUGCCCGCGCGACCGAAGCAGGAAAUCGAACGACAGCCCACGCCACCACGCCAGCCCAAGACCGAAGAGCCCGAUGAAAUUGCCGAGUUCUGGCAGAGCGAGUUGGAUCGACAAAACCGGGAAUACGAAGAUCAGCAGAGGGUACUGCAAGAGCGUCAACAACAGGCCCUGAUGCAACAGCAACAAGCGCAAAUGCAAGCGCAGCGCGAAUACGAGGAUGCCCAGCGUCGUCUAGCAGAGCAGCAGCAACGGGAGCAAGAGGCCUUGAUGGCGCAGCAAUUCCAAAUGCAGACUCAGGGACGCCUGGCAGAACUCGAGCAGGAGAACUUCAAUGCUCGAGCUCAAUAUGAAAGGGAUCAGUUGAUGCUACAACAGUACGACCAGCGAGUGAAGGCUUUAGAAAGCGAGCUCGGCCAUAUACAGAGCAGCUUCGGACAGCAAAUCACGAGCAAGGAUGAUCAGAUUCGUGCGCUUCAAGAGCAGGUCAACACGUGGCGGACCAAAUACGAGGCUUUGGCGAAGCUGUACUCGCAACUUCGCCACGAGCAUCUCGAUCUGCUGCAGAAGUUUAAGUCAGUUCAGCUGAAAGCAGCAUCCGCCCAGGAGGCCAUUGACAGACGCGAAAAGCUGGAGCGGGAAAUCAAGACCAAGAACUUGGAGUUGGCGGAUAUGAUUCGGGAACGAGACCGCGCCCUCCACGACAAGGAUCGCCUCCAGGGCGGCCAGAAAGACGAGGUUGAAAAGCUCAAGCGUGAAUUGCGAAUGGCGCACGACCGGGCCGAUAACCUCGAGCGAAGCAAGGGCAAUGAGCUUUCUACCAUGUUAUCCAAGUACAACCGGGAGAUGGCCGACUUGGAGGAAGCGCUGCGGACUAAGUCGCGUGCUUUGGAAGACGCCCACGCCAAGCUCAACGAUGGCAGCAGCGACCUCGAGGCAUUGCUCCGUGAGAAGGAAGAGGAGCUCGAGGUCUACAAGGCUGGCAUGGACCAGACCCUGAUUGAGCUCAACGAGCUCAAGCUCAACCAGGGCGAUACCGACCAUGCGUUGGAUGGCCAAAUUGAUGCCCUCAUCAUGGCCAAUCUUGACAAGAUCAAUGAAAUCAUCGACUCGGUGCUGCAAGCGGGUGUCGCGCGGGUUGACGAUGCUCUCUAUGAGCUGGAUUCUACCAUGCAAGCGGGUAACCAGAAUGCAUCGCCGCCAUAUGUGUUGUCGCAAAUCGAGAAGGCUUCAGCAAGCGCCAUGGAGUUUGCUACGGCUUUCAACAACUUUAUUGCGGAUGGGCCAAACGCAAGCCAUGCCGAGUUGAUCAAGGCAAUCAACGUCUUCUCCGGUGCGGCAGCUGACGUAUGCAGCAACACCAAAGGUCUGACCCGAUUAGCACCCGACGAGAAGAAGGGCGAUGCGCUCAUGAACGGCGCGCGCCAAGCUGCGCAGUCGUCGGUCAAGUUCUUCCGCGGCCUUCAAAGUUUCCGACUGGAGGGCAUGGAUCCAAUCCAGAAGACGGAUGUGGUCAUCAAUAGCAACAACGAUGUGCAGAUGAACUUCCAGAAACUGAACAAGCUCGUCGAAACAUUUGCGCCCGCUGGCCGCCUGGCCAACAACAAGGGCGAUCUGGGCGACCUGGUGGAUUCCGAGCUAAGCAAAGCAGCCGACGCCAUUGCUGCUGCUGUCGCUCGUUUGGCCAAGCUGCGAAACAAGCCUCGGGAUGGAUACAGCACGUACGACCUCAAGGUUCAUGAUUCGAUUCUUGACGCUGCGACGGCCAUUACAAACGCCAUUACGCAACUGAUCAAGGCCGCCACUGUUACUCAGCAAGAGAUUGUGCAGGCAGGCCGUGGAUCGUCGUCGAGGACGGCUUUUUACAAAAAGAACAACAGGUGGACGGAAGGUCUCAUCUCGGCUGCCAAAGCCGUGGCUUCGUCCACGAACACGCUCAUCGAGACUGCCGAUGGCGUACUGUCUAAUCGCAACAGCCCAGAGCAACUCAUCGUUGCAUCGAACGACGUGGCGGCCUCGACGGCGCAGCUUGUGGCGGCCAGCCGUGUCAAGGCAGGCUUCAUGAGCAAGAGCCAGGAGAACCUCGAGCAAGCCAGCAAGGCUGUGGGUGCGGCAUGCCGAUCUCUCGUGCGCCAGGUGCAGGCCAUGAUCAAGGAGCGCGGCGAGGACGAGGAUCAGGUAGAUUACUCCAAGCUGGGCUCCCACGAGUUUAAGGUCAGGCAAAUGGAGCAACAAGUUGAAAUUCUGCAGCUUGAGAACCAACUCUCGGCUGCGAGACAUAGACUCGGCGAGAUGAGGAAGAUUUCGUACCAGGAGGAAUAG